GGAAAGCUUUGCGAGAGGACCUGCUGCUUAAAGCUUUUAGUACGAAAAAGCUUCGCGCAAUGCAAGUCCGAAAAGCAAGCAGCGCACCAGAGUCUUACCCCGAGUCGUGUGUUGUCAAUACCGAAAGAAAAUGCGUGCCAGCUGGGCUGCAUGAAAAGGAAAACUUGGUCAUUUCAACAGUUCAGUUCAGUUCAGUUCAGUUCGGGUCGGGUUUGCAAUUCAACAGCACUGCGAAAACGGAUCAAAUAAAAUCAAAAUAUUCGAACGAAUAAUUUACACUCACAACAAUAAGUUACAAAACGGAGUAAUAUCGACUAUAGUAUUCUCUCUAUAUAUGUAGCAUAUAUAUUAUAGACCGUAUAUAUGCCAUUUAUAUGAGAGUUGGCCAAGAGGAACGCAACAACAACAACUGCAUAAUAAAACGUUGCCCAGUUAGCCAGAGGCAAGUGCAGCACGUAAGUUGCAACAAUUUCGGGGCACAAGUAGAAGACACAUUGUAAAAGCGAGCGCAGCGUUGCCAGAUUGCCAACAACAAUAGACCCCAAAGAACAACAACAACAACAAACUACAUACAAAAAAACAACAAGCAUAAAGCAAGCAAGCAAACUGACGGACGCCAGGUGGCGCUGCUGUUGCGCUGGCAUGCACAAAAAGUGAGAGCGAAGCAGAAGCAAAAUCAACCGAAUCAGUUCGUGCCGCUGGAAAUCCUGUCGCUAAUUAGUUGUCGGAACAUGGGCUGCGCCUUUGAAGCAGCCAGAGAGCAGCCCAAACAAAGAACAAAACAACCAAAUAGAAAUCAAUGUGCUGCCUCAGUAACAACAGCAACAACAGCAAUAGGAAGUACUACAACUACAACAACUACGAGCAGAGAAGCAGAGGACAUACAAAUCAAGGAUAACUAUCAACAAAAUCAUAAAACGCAAACAGCGACAGCAAAAGCAAACGGCAAACAUCAAAAAGCGACAGCUCAAGUGCUUUUAGCGACACAGCAACAACAACAGCAGCAGCAACAACAGUUUUGUCAAGUGGCGUUGGAUAACAAGGACGCGUUGGCGACGACACACGAAACAAUCGAAGCAACAACAGCAGCAGCAGCAGCAGCAACGCCAACAAUCGAUAUUGAGGCAACAAACGAUUUGCAAAUAACUUGCACCAAUUGCUACAGUCGCAGCCCAGAGAUUAACAGAGAUGAGCAGCCGCAGCAGCAGCAGCUUCAGCAGCAACAGCGGCGACGUCGUCGCCGGCAUUCAAGGCGUCAAGAUCAUGGGCGUCGCAACAAGGGAUUGCUGGCAACACCAACAACAACAGCAACAACAACACCAACAAUGGUUGCAGCAGCCACAACAACAGCAACAUUGGCUGGCAUACCCUGUCUGCGGUUGCACGAGAUGUUGCUGCAUGCGCGAGCUGCCUUAGCGACGCCUCGUAACUCGGCAAACGAAGAGCAGCAAGAGCAAAAGCAGAAGGACGUGGUGCAGCAGCAACAGCAACCAUUAGCCUAUCGGCCGUGGCAAUGUCUGUCGGACAAUGUCGCCAGCGCCGUCGUACCCGCCACCAUGUCAGCCGCCAUUUUAGCCAAUCUGAGCGCCACAUCGGCUGCCGCUUAUCAGUAUCUGGGCCAGCAUUAUAAACAUUAUAGCCAAUCGUUCAGCUUCUAUGCGGCAUCCAGUGUAAUACUGAUGCUCUGCUAUCUGACCACCACAUCCACGGCCGCUGCCACACAAUCGGAGACGGGUGCCCUUGACAAGCAUCCCAUUCAUGGCAUCGAUUGGUCGAAAUUCGAUGAAUCGAGCUCAGAUAAGGAGAUAUUAGAUUUAUUACUCGAGAAAAAACGCUAUGAUAAACGAUUACUGCCGCCUGUAAAUGAUGAAGACUUUUGCUGUGGUUUGCAAUCGCCCGAUAUGGCUACAAAUCAAAAUGCACGGAGACCACACAAUCGCGGCACGCUGACCGUAAAUGUUAAUGUGUUGCUUUUAAGCUUAGCAUCGCCCGAUGAAAGCAGCUUGAAAUAUGAAGUGGAAUUUCUAUUGAAUCAGCAAUGGAACGAUCCACGGCUGCAAUAUGGCAAUAAGUCGCACUAUGAUUUCUUAAAUGCUUUGCAUCAUCAUGACAGCAUCUGGACGCCCGACACGUACUUCAUUAUGCAUGGCGAUUUCAAGGAUCCCAUCAUACCAAUGCAUUUCGCUUUAAGAAUAUUUCGGAACGGGACCAUUACGUACGCAAUGAGGCGUCACUUGAUAUUGUCCUGUCAGGGCAGCCUGCACAUAUUUCCAUUCGAUGAUCCAAAGUGCUCAUUCUCUAUGGAAAGCAUUUCGUAUGAGGAAGCACAAAUCAAGUAUGUUUGGAAGAAUGAUGAGGAUACGCUGCGUAAAAGUCCCUCAUUGACCACACUGAAUGCGUAUUUGAUUAAGAAUCAAACGACGGCCUGUGAUCAAAAUAGUUGGCGAGGGAACUACAGCUGUCUUAGGGUCGAUUUAAUCUUUACCAGAGAUCGUGCAUUCUAUUUCACCACCGUUUUUAUACCUGGCAUUAUAUUGGUGACGUCAUCCUUUAUAACAUUCUGGCUAGAAUGGAAUGCCGUGCCAGCUAGAUCAAUGAUAGGCGUGACAACAAUGUUGAAUUUCUUCACUACCUCGAACGGUUUCCGCAGCACUCUGCCCGUUGUCUCGAAUCUAACUGCGAUGAAUGUGUGGGACGGCGUCUGCAUGUGCUUCAUUUAUGCCUCACUGCUGGAGUUCGUUUGCGUCAAUUAUGUGGGCCGAAAGCGUCCGCUGCACAACGUCGUCUACCGGCCAGGCGAAAAUCCCGUAACACAGCGUCUUCCAGCGGUACUAAGCAGGAUCGGAGUAAUUCUUGCAAGUCCUUUGGCAAGCGCCAACGCCACACCGGCCAUGGCAAAUACGCCGCUAUCGACGGCUAUGGGCACGGCCGCAUCGACGGCAACCCCGGGCACACCUCGCUGUGCCGUGGACGAGGAUUUCUUUGGCGGUGGCAUGCGGUGGCAGGAGGCGCAUGGUGGCAUCAUCGGUGCAGCCGUGCAAAAUUUGCGGGCACGUUCGAUUAAACGUAAAAGCGGACGGGAAGCCGCAGCUAAAAGCCCGUCAUCAACAUCCAUAUCGCCAGGUGUGAGCAAAAGCGUCGUCCCAAUGCCAGCCGAGCAUAUCUACGAGGAGCCAGCUCCAGCUCCAGCUCCUGCACCAUCCACGAUUGCCACGCGAGUCAAGUUCAAGGAUGAGCAAGAGGAUGAUGCAUCCACCACCUCCACUUCGACGUUGCGACGCUCGAUUGCCACAAGCACGCCAGCGUUGGUGGUGCGUAUCGAACAGGAGGAAGAGGAAACGUUAAAGUCAAACACAGAAUCAGAGAAGGUAGGGGCUGGAGCAGAGCCACAGCCAUUGCAGCAGUCUAUCGAAAUGACCGAACAUCAAUGUCAAUUGGCAAUGCCAUUAAAGCCGCCACGCAGGAAAUCUUCGCGCUCCAAUUCGCCGAGCAACGCGUUCGCCGCCACGGAUGAGGAGUCAAUGAUGAUGACAACGACGAUGACGACGACGACGACGACGUCGACGACCAGAGCAAGGGAAACUGGCGAGAAGCGACGCGAUGCCGGGGCACCCAAUGAAAUUGUGGCAUGCACCACAUGCGGUGGCAGCAACAGCCCGUGCACCCAUUCGGCCAACAACGGCUGUGCCACGGAGACAUGCUUCGUUCAAGUGCGCAAAAAAGAGCCACCGCAUCCGAUUCGUGUGGCGAAGACGAUCGAUGUCAUUGCUAGAAUUACAUUUCCAACAGCUUAUGCCAUAUUUCUGAUAUUCUUUUUUGUACACUACAAAGGAUUUUCGUAAAAUUAAGCUAAAAGCAACCAUUAAAUGCAAAUCAAACAUCCAAAGAGCAUGUGCUUUAAGAAAAUGAAUGCAAAUGAACAAACCAAAAAGAGAAAAAAAAAACAACAAACAAGAAAACCAAAAACAGCAUAAAGAAUUAUUAAGUAAUAUUAAACUCUAGAGAAAAUCACGCAAAAUGUGAAAAUAAUAUAAUGGUUAAUAUGGAAGAAUGCAGUUUUCUAAGUUCUUAAGGCCUUGCAAAAGUCAUUUAACUUUAAUGUAACAAAGGGAAACACAAAGUAAUUUAAUUAACAAUUAAUACACUAUGAGAAUAAAAUAGCAAGACAAGUGAUAAGAAAGAAAUUAGUUAAAAAUAAUAAUAAUUAAAUAAAUGAGUUGUUAAACGAUUUAAAUUACUUACACAUUUACACACGAAUUAUUUACCAAAUAAGUUGUUAAUAUUUAAAUAUUUACGGGAAUUACAUUUAUGCGAAAUAGAAAAAUACGAAAAGAUUUUCGACUGCCUAUUUUAACAACAAAUAAUAAUAUAAAACAAAAAUUGCUCGACGAAUGCAUAGACAUUUAAAUGAAAACGCAAAUGUUAAGUAUUAAUUAAUAAUACUUAAACAAAUUAUAGAAACAAAAGUUAUGCUGAAAGUAUGUACCAAAAUGAAACACCAUCUAAAACAAAAAAAAGACCUAGCCUACUUAAAAAAAAAAUAUGAAAAACAAAAUUCAACAUGAAAAAAUCAGCUUUAACGCUUUAUCUAUGCCUAGUUAAACGAAAGAACAAAAUAAAUGCCGAAACUCAUAUUUAUACAAUAGAUGCAUAUAUAAAUGUUAUAUACAUACAACAAUUCUAGUCAAAUAUUAUAAAUUACUUAGUUGAAAUGCCUCCGAAUAUGUCAAAUUGUUAUAAUAAUUUUAUGUUGCUCAAAAGGAAAUAUAUUUUAGAUCUGCUCCGAAUUUAAUUUUGUAUACAAUUCAGCAGUUUUUUCGGGUCAGAUCUCGCUUUAGAAAAAAUGGGUAUAAUUAAAUAUUUGGUUAUACAUUUAAAAUUUUUUGGAUAUUUCAGAUUAUCUUACGUUUUAUAAUUGUUUCGAAUAUUAUUUUACAGUUUUGAUUCUUCAAAAAGAAUAUCGUAAUUUUCAAAUGUAAUGAAUUCAUAAAUAAGUCUAGGACUUUAUUUAAAUUCUAAACAGAUACCUAAUGUAUGCUUUUCAUAUUUUUCUGGAUUAAAAAUUACUUGAAAUGAAGAGCAUAUUGCACUGAACUACAUAAAAUUUAGUUCAAUUAUUUAUUUAAUAAUUAGUUCAUUUUAAUUUGACUUCUUAGCAGUAGUAAACUUUCAUCACCUUUGUAGCAGCAGGAAUUGGAUAAAACAAUUUAAUUGAGAAACAUAUCAAUGCUAAUGAACAAAAUAAAGUCGUAAUAUAAAAACAAAAAUAAAAAACAACACAAAAAUUAAAACUCAAGAAGCUAUGCCAACCCAACUAUGAAAAAACGCCCAAGUAUUUUAGAUACAAUUUAUGUCGAAAGCAACUAAUGCCCUGCGAAAUUUGCAUAUAGAAGACCAAAACUUGACAAAAAAUACACCUAAAAAUAUAUUUAAAAACUAAAAUUAAACUAAACCAAAUCAAACCAUAAAAUCUUGUGAUAACCACAAAAUCCAAAACAAAACAAAAAACGUAAAAUCGAAAAAAAAAAUGUAACUAAAAUAUAUAUAAAACCUUUGCAUACAAAUUUAUUCAAUUUAAUUAAUUGAGCAGGUUAAUGAGGGCCACCGUUAUAAAUUAUUUAAUGAAAUAUUUAUUAUAUGACACAAAUACAGAACGCAUAUAUAAAGCUUUUUGCAAUUUUUAUAUUUCUAGAACCGUAGAUUUGUUGAAUUAUUAGGCUCCACUUUUGAAUUUCGAAUUCAAAUCAAUUCCACAACAAAAAAUAUUUAUUGCAUACUUUUUGGCGCUGUUUAAAAUUCUUAACAUAAUCUGUCACAUUAACAUUUUAUGUUAAUCCAAAAUGUGUGCUCGCCUUUUUUUGUAGAUUUGCUUCGAACACGAAAUUCAGAAUAAAGCUAUAUACUACAAAACGCAUACAUAUAUAAUUUUGCAAGCAAAAAUAUUUCAAGCUUUGCAGAUUUUUCUCUCGUUUAAAACAAAAUACCAGAAAAAAAAUUAUAAAAGAAAGACAUGGACAAUCUUUUUGCAAUUAAAAAUACAUUUUUAAAAAUUACAAAAUAUUAAAAAAAAAAAUGUCAAUGCUUAUUUAAUAAAUAAUAAAACUAUAAAUGCAAAACAAAUGCUCCCAUGCUAUGCAACAGUAAAAAUCAUAAAAAUUACACCUCAUUUUAUGCGAUUAUUUCAGUUUAUUAUAAUUUUAGAAGGGAACAAAUUAGAAAGGCACUAGAAAUAAAUCUGUAGAAUACAGUGCCAAUUAACGCAAGGAAUGUACAAAAUGAAUGAGCUCGAUUAUAAAAGAUAUCACUAAAAAUGUGUUUUUAAAUCCGUUACAAUUUUAAUGUUUUAUGUCAAUGUUAAUAUACUAACAAUUUAAUUGUGCCUUCUUUAAAUGAUAUUAUUAUACAUAAUAGUUACAUUAGCUUAACUGGUUUCAUGUGGUAACGAAAAUUACCCAGCCAUUUCAAUGUAUUUUGAUUUAAACUUCAUAAAACUUACUCAAAAAAAUGCUUUAUUAAAUCUCAAAGACCACUAAAGAAUAUGGCAAAUAAUAUUAUAUAUAAAAUAUAUUCAAAAUAAUGAAAAUAAUACUGAUUAAUGCGGCUUGGUCUAGAGAAGAAGAACUAUCGAUAGUAGGCGCCAUCGAUACUAGUCGAUAGUCAAUUUUCAGCCAUCGAUAGUGUCGAUAGUGCCACCGAUUGUUCUCCGUUUCUAGCUUGGACCCAUUUCUAUUUUCGAAUUAAAUCGAAGCAAAACUAUACUUUUUGAAGAUGUUGAACAUUAAAAUUUGUUGCAAACCAAAAAGUGUAGGUUUAUUUAUUUUUUAUAGAAUUAAUUCGAAAGUGAAUGGCAAACUUUACAGCUCGCUGAUAAAAAUACCAACCUAUUAAACUAAGAGAAUUUAAUUUGUGUUUACUCUGUGUCCAUUCAAAACUGACUGAUCUAUGAUUCGCAUCCACUUGCUAUUCAACCUUACUUAUAUUCAAAUAAAUUUGUAAAAAUUGAAGUAAAAACAGUUCAUGAUAAAUAUUAUCAAUAGAUUUAGUCGAAGUAAUAAAGAUUGUUCCAUAAUUUUUCGACCACUAUUCUCAGUGAGUAUCUCAUUAAUCCAAUCCAUGUGGUACCACACAUUCGAAUAAACUGAAGGCAUAUGAGUGUUGCCACAGCCAAGACCAUAAGUAACAACUCCAUAGAGCGUAAGGUCUUGAAGGAAUGGAUCUCCAGAAUCCCCUGGACAUGGAUCUUCGUCGCUCUCCACGAAAUUGCCAGCGCAUAGCAUUUCAGCCGAGAAAUAGUUAAUAAACGAUUCACAAAACGAUCGAUUUCGCAACUUAACAUCAACAUAAAGUAUUCUUGAAGCAAGAGCGCCACCCUAAGAGCAGUAGAUAGAUCAGAGUAAAUAAAUAAAUAAUGCUUCGACUGAUUCAACCUCGUAAACACGUCCCCAGCCCAUCACUCUAAAAAGACUGCCUUCAUUGGGAGGUUUCGAUGGCAGCUUGAUGAAUCCCACAUGUUUAUUGUUCGAUGGCAAAGAUUCUGCCAACUUAAUAAGCGCAAUAUUGUUUGUAUUAUACAAAGUAAAGUUUGUGUGCACAAAGAUCUUUUCGGCGGGCAUAUUUAGAGUGGCCCCAAGAAUGUGCUUAAGUCGAUUUGGAGUUCCAGCAACUACCAAUAUCACUCUACUUCGAUGCAUAAUCUUGCGUUUGCUUUAAAAUCAUAAUGAGUAAAUCAUAAAUUGAAUAUAUUUUAAUACCCACUCCAUCACGCAAUGUCCGGCUGUUAUCACAAAUAUCGGGGAUAUUAUAGUGCCGCCACAAAAAUGAUUAUCGCCAAAAUAUUUGUGCGGUGUUCGUGAUCUAAUUGAGACAACAUAUUUGGCCAAUGUUCGAUAAAAUUCUUCAUCAAAAUUUGGAGUAGCGAUUCGCUUCAUUCGAUCUGAUCUAACUGUUAGCUCCACACUUUGGGCUAAGCACAAUAGAAUCAAUAAAAAGUAUAUUAACUUAAAAAAAUGCAUGACAAGUUAAAAAAAAUAUUAAUUUCUGACACAAAAAUACUGGAUGAUUGUCAAUUUGAUUU
Molecule: messenger RNA, 8074 nt
Organism: Drosophila nasuta
Lineage: Eukaryota; Metazoa; Arthropoda; Insecta; Diptera; Drosophilidae
Gene: pHCl-1
Product: pH-sensitive chloride channel 1
Exons: 16
Coding region: 732-3842 (1036 amino acids)
Biological process (GO): monoatomic ion transmembrane transport
Cellular component (GO): membrane
Molecular function (GO): transmembrane signaling receptor activity; extracellular ligand-gated monoatomic ion channel activity
Source: RefSeq, a predicted model, not a curated record